AUGGCGGUAGACUGUAAUGAAUAUCUUCGAAACAUCAGCCAACGAUUCGACCAGUUCAACCAGGGACCUCCCAUGCUGCAACAUCAUUUUAUAGAACAACAAAUCUUUCUACAACGACAACAACAACAACAGCAACAACAACAACAACAUUACAUCAACAGUUUCGCAAACUCGUCAACAGAAUUGCAAUAUUUUUUCAACGAUACUUUCAACAACACCUUAUUCGCGCCACAGUCACCAUCAUCGUCUCUACAAUCAUCAUUUCCAACAUCAUCUUCACCAUCAUCAUUCUUAUCACCAUCAUCACUCUUAUCACCAUCAUCAUUCUUAUCAUCCUCAUCAUUCUUGUCAUUUUCACCAUCACCACUGACACCGAUUCCAACGAAACCACGUUUGCCCGACAUAUUCAAUUUGGUUGCCAUCUGUCUGUGUUUAUUCGGAGUAGCAGGGAAUGUGCUGAACAUCUUCGUCUUAACCAGGAAACAGAUCCUGAAUUGUAUGGAUAGCAUGGAAAAGAGUGUGAACGUUGGUUUGGUGUCGCUAGCCACCAGCGAUCUGCUGUUCUGCUUGGUUUAUUUCAUCGGCUGCUGUGUGACGACUGAAUCAGUUUAUAUGCCCUGGGAAUGGAAGUUAAGUCUGUAUUUCAAUAAUUAUCAGGAGGGCAUCUUGAACGUCCUGCAGCUAACGAGCACGUGGCUAACGGUCAACAUGGCCGUCGGGAGGUACUUCGCCAUCUGCAGACCCCUACACGCCAGGGGGUACAUCAGUCUGAAGGGAACGAGAAUAGCAGUGGUAUGCAUCCUUCUAGGCUCGACCCUCGUCAACCUCCCCCGCUUUUUCUACUACCACAACAGUCAGGUGCCCUGCGAAAUUUUCCUCGAUACGAGUUUCGACCCCCUUGACUUUGCAUUUCUCAACCCCGAGGACCCGGGUUCGAAUACAACUUCGGCCGGUCUUUAUCACUUUGGUAACGGCGAUAUAAAUCGUUACGUGGGUUAUGGUAGUGAUACUAAUGGAAGUAGUAGUGAUCCUAUUAGUGGUGAUAAGAUUCGUAUCGGUAUUGCAGAUGAUGAUGCGAAUGAUGAUAAGAAACCGAAUAUAAUAAGUGAUUUGGCUGGAUAUAGAGGUGAUAACAUUAAAGAUGACAUCAAUGAUGGUAAUCAUGCUGAUGGUGAUGAUAGCAGAUUAAAGAGACAUGCACCGCCAAUUAAAUCUUCCUGGUCGGCCAACUUUGAUUUACAGUGCCUAACUAUGGCCUAG
Molecule: messenger RNA, 1260 nt
Organism: Helobdella robusta
Lineage: Eukaryota; Metazoa; Annelida; Clitellata; Rhynchobdellida; Glossiphoniidae
Exons: 4
Coding region: 1-1260 (419 amino acids)
Biological process (GO): G protein-coupled receptor signaling pathway
Cellular component (GO): membrane
Molecular function (GO): G protein-coupled receptor activity
Source: RefSeq, a predicted model, not a curated record